AUGGAUCAUCACAUCCGUAACACACCCUUACUCCUCACAACCAUAGCCACCAUCUUUUUCUUCAUCUUAACAAAUUUGGCACAAUACCACUGUGAUGAAGAAGACACCAAAUACAGUAAUUGUAGCAGGCCUUACAUGUGCGGAGGUGUGACCGCCUCAUACCCUUUCUGGGAUGGUCACAUGAGACCCCAAUAUUGUGGGCGAGGUGGCCCAUUCAAGCUCUCAUGUGACGAGAAUAAGGAUAGUUCGAUUCAGAUGGGCAACCAAAGUUUCUUUGUGCACAACAUUAAUAUACUCAACUACACCAUCAAAAUGGGGAGGGAAGACAUUCCUUAUGGUGAAAUCGAAGAGCGUAUUUGUUCUAAGGAUUUUGCCAACACUAGUUUGGACCCAACUCUCUUCAAGUAUACCGAAAAUGUACAGAACAUCACCAUAUUCUUGAAUUGUUCCUCUGGAGUUCCCAAUGAUGGUGUUGGACACUCUUUUCUGUGUCCAUAUGAUAGUUAUCAGAAUCGAGAUGCUUUCUUUGUGGAUGAGGAUGAUUCAGACAAAGAUAUAGAGCAACUACUUAAUGCCUGCAACCGUAUAAUCCAAGUGCAGGCUUUACGCAACAUUCCUCAUCCUGUUGAUCCUAAAAGUGGAAUUAAUGCUCUUAGAGAUGCUUUCAUUGGUGGGUUUGAGGUGAAAUAUAAUGCUGGCUUUCAAGAAUGCAUAGAGUGCAUGGAGAGUAAAGGAGCUUGCGGAGGGAAAGGAAGCAAUGAAUUUACCUGUUAUUGCCGGGAUGGAUCUGAUGCUUUGAAUUGCAAUGGUCACAGUGAUGAAUAUAAAAGUAAUCAUUGGAACUUGCAAAAGAAAGUCAUUAUAGGUGUUGGAGGAACAAUUGCUGGAUGUCUGAUAUGCAUUGCAAUGUUUUGUUCUAGAAGCAAGUUAUCGACAUGGUCUGGAAAAUUUUGGUUGUUGACCAAAAGUAACCAAGAUACUGAAGCAAUUUUCUUAAAAAUUCACGGAACCUUAACUCUGAAAAGAUACAAGUUUUCAGAUAUCAAGAAAAUGACCGAAUCCUUCAAAAUUAAACUAGGACAAGGUGGUUUUGGUGCUGUGUACAAAGGAAUGCUACCCAGUGGUAGUCUUGUGGCAGUGAAGUUAUUGAAUGCAUCCAAAGGAAACAAUGAAGAUUUUAUGAAUGAGGUUGCUAGCAUCAGUAGAACCUCUCAUGUGAAUGUUGUCACCCUUAUUGGAUAUUGUUUGGAAGGCCGCAAGAAAGCCCUUGUAUAUGAGUUUAUGUGCAAUGGUUCCCUAGAAAAGUUCAUAUACAAAAAGGGACCUAAAACCACUUCAUCAUUGAACUUGGAGACUUUGUAUAAAAUUGCAAUAGGGAUAGCUAGAGGGUUAGAGUACUUGCAUAGGGGAUGCAACACUAGAAUUUUACAUUUUGACAUAAAACCACACAACAUUCUUUUGGAUGAGAAUUUUUGCCCCAAGAUAUCUGAUUUUGGACUAGCAAAGCUUUGUCCUAGGAAAGAGAGCAUUAUUUCCAUGUCAGAUGCUAGAGGGACUAUAGGAUAUGUAGCUCCAGAAGUAUGGAAUAGACAUUUUGGAGGGGUUUCACAUAAAUCUGAUGUCUAUAGCUAUGGAAUGAUGCUUCUAGAAAUGGUGGGAGGGAGGAAGAACAUUAAUGCUGAAGCAAGUCACACAAGUGAGAUAUACUUCCCACAUUGGGUAUACAGCAGGCUUGAACUGGGCAACAAUUUGAGACCUGAUCAUGAGGUGAAUAUGACUACAUAUGAAAAUGAGAUUACAAAGAUAAUGACCAUAGUGGGCUUGUGGUGCGUUCAAACAUUGCCCAAAGAUAGACCUCCAAUGAGUAGAGUCAUAGAUAUGUUGAGAGGAAGCAUGAAUUCCUUAGAAAUGCCACCAAAACCUUUGCUUUCUUCUCCUACUCGUUCAAUACCAGAAUCAUCUACUUCUUGAAAUCAAUUUCAUUUGCUGUAAAAAGGAUCGCUCAACAUAAGGCAAGUGGAUCUCUUAUAUAUUUUUCAAGUAUUAUCACAUUGAAUGCAAAAGCCAGACCAAUUCGUGGAGUAAAUUCUAUGCAUGCAUACGUUGAGAAAUAAGAUAAGUGAGAUAGAUUAUUUGAGCUUGUUCUUUUAAAAAAAAAAAUUACAUAUUUACAUGUAUGUUUUCUUUUAAAAUUAUUAUGAAAGAUAGAGAUUUCAAGACAAUGAAAAGAUAGGAUUGAACUACAUAUUGAUAGUGGAAUAGAUAUUGAAUGCAAUGGCUACAUAUUUU
Messenger RNA from Abrus precatorius (Indian licorice), 2289 nucleotides. RefSeq names its product LEAF RUST 10 DISEASE-RESISTANCE LOCUS RECEPTOR-LIKE PROTEIN KINASE-like 2.4. The record is from RefSeq and is a predicted model, not a curated record. The coding region runs from base 1 to 1971 and encodes 656 amino acids. Gene Ontology annotation, biological process: protein phosphorylation. The transcript is spliced from 3 exons. Gene Ontology annotation, molecular function: protein kinase activity; ATP binding; polysaccharide binding. Lineage: Eukaryota; Viridiplantae; Streptophyta; Magnoliopsida; Fabales; Fabaceae.